UCAAAAUUCCUCACGCCGGAAUAAUAUAGAGAAAAGUAAUCGGAGGUUUUGUUAGUGCCGGCAAUCACCUCGGCCAUUUUUUUUGAAAUUCUUAGAUCGAAAUUGUUUGGCGGGAGUUGUGAGAGACGAAGAAGGGGGUUUUACGGAGUUGGGUUUUGGUAUGUAGUGGUGAUUCGACGAUCGGAGGAGAAGGUGUUUGAUUGAAAGAUCAGAUUGAUUAGGGCGUGUUUUGGGGUGAGGAAAUGGGUCGCAGCAGUUCGAAGAAAAAGAAGAAACGAGGAGGUAGUGGAAGAAGGGGUCAGCUGAAAGACCAUGGAUCUAAUGCUGAUGAAGAUAAUGAACUUUUAUCUGAGGAGAUCACUGCUCUCUCCGCAAUAUUUCAAGAGGACUGCAAAAUUGUUUCAGAUUCGCGUUCGCCUCCGCAAAUAGUAAUCAAGCUCAGGCCCUACUCGAAGGAUAUGGGAUAUGAGGACAUCGACAUCUCUGCUAUGCUUAUAGUUAGAUGCUUACCAGGAUAUCCUUACAAGUGCCCCAAGCUUCAGAUUACUCCAGAACAAGGGUUGACAACAGCUGAUGCUGAGAAGCUUUUAUCUCUUCUCGAGGACCAGGCAAAUUCCAAUGCUCGUGAAGGUCGGGUUAUGAUAUUCAACCUGGUGGAGGCUGCUCAAGAGUUUUUAUCAGAAAUCAUUCCGGAACCUGUUCCAUGCUUGACUGCACAUCGAAGCGCUCAGUUCAUUGAGCAACCUAUGCUUUCAAAUAAAGCAAAAUCCUGUACUGGUGGACCUUUUGUGUAUGGUUUUAUAGACCUAUUUAGUGGCUUGGAGGAUGCAAGGAAUUGGAGUCUGACUCCAGAUGAAAAUAGGGGAAUCGUAUCUUCAGUACAAUCUCACCCACUAGACACUUCAAGAAUUUUGCAUGAGAAGUCGGACAAGAAUCUUAAGCGAUUUGAGGACCAUGCUAAAGAAGAAAUUGCACUGCCUGCUCCCACUGCCAAACUAAAUACUGUUCAAGAGGAUAAUGUUGAUGAUACAAGCAUCUCUUCUUUUGACUCAAGUAAAUCUACUGACGAUGUGGAAUCUGGGUUAUUCCAAAAUGAGAAGAAGCAGGAAUCAAAUCUUCAAGAUGAUACAGCUGAAGAUGACAGCAGUAACUCCGAAAGUGAGUCGCUGGGCUCAUGGUCUUCUGAUUCCUUAUCUCAAGAUCAAGUGCCUCAGAUUAGCAAGAAAGAUCUGUUGAUGGUCCAUUUACUUCGAGUAGCUUGCACUUCCAGAGGACCUUUGGCUGAUGCGUUACCUCAGAUAACUGAUGAAUUGCAUCAGCUUGGUAUAUUGUCUGAAGAAGCGUUGGAUUUAGCUUCGAAAUCAUCUCCAGACUUUAGUAGAACCUUUGAACAUGCAUUCAAUCAAAACAUGGCCUCAACCAGUGUUCCUCAGUUUUGGGAGCCACCUUCUGAUUCUGGCGAGCCAAAUGCAUCACUCCCAAGCUCGCGAUAUCUCAAUGAUUUUGAAGAGUUGAAACCCCUUGGACAAGGUGGUUUCGGCCACGUUGUGUUGUGCAAAAAUAAACUGGAUGGAAGACAAUAUGCAGUGAAGAAAAUUCGACUGAAGGAGAAAGAGAUACCUGUCAACAGUCGGAUAGUUCGGCUGUAUCUGGUGAGGCUAAGAUACAUAAUAUCUGAUGGUUUAGAGUAUGAUGCUAAAACUGUUUCUACAUGUGCUCGUUAUGAGGUACUCAGAGAAGUAGCAACACUUUCCCGUUUGCAGCAUCAGCAUGUUGUACGUUACUAUCAGGCCUGGUUCGAAACAGGAGUUGUUGAUCCUUUUGCUGGCGCAAAUUGGGGAUCAAAAACUGCAGGGAGUUCAAUGUUCAGCUACUCAGGUGCAGUGUCAACUGAAAUUCCUGAGCAGGACAAUAAUCUUGAGUCGACUUAUCUAUAUAUUCAAAUGGAAUAUUGUCCCAGGACUCUCCGCCAGGUCUUUGAAUCAUAUAACCACUUCGACAAAGAUUUUGCAUGGCAUUUAAUUCGCCAAAUUGUGGAAGGCUUAGCUCAUAUCCAUGGACAAGGAAUAAUUCAUCGGGAUUUUACACCUAACAAUAUUUUCUUUGACGCUCGGAAUGAUAUCAAAAUUGGAGAUUUUGGUCUUGCAAAGUUCUUGAAGCUGGAACAGUUGGAUCAAGAUGGGGGUUUCUCUACGGAUGUGGCUGGAAGCGGAGUCGAUAGUACUGGUCAAGCUGGUACUUACUUUUACACAGCACCUGAAAUUGAGCAAGAUUGGCCUAAGAUUGAUGAAAAGGCCGACAUGUAUAGCUUAGGGGUUGUGUUCUUCGAACUUUGGCAUCCUUUUGGAACCGCCAUGGAGAGACAUGUUAUUUUAACUGACCUGAAGCUGAAAGGGGAGCUACCUCUCAAAUGGGUAAAUGAAUUUCCCGAACAGGCGUCUCUACUGCGGCGUUUGAUGUCUCCAAGUCCGUCUGAUCGUCCCUCUGCCACAGAACUUCUUAAGCAUGCAUUUCCUCCCAGAAUGGAAUCUGAGUUACUGGAUAAUAUUCUAAGAAUAAUGCAAACUUCUGAAGAUUCAAGUGUUUAUGAUAGAGUAGUAAGUGUGAUAUUUGAUGAAGAAGUAUUAGAGAUGAAAAGCCAUCAGUCUAGUAGUUCGAGACUCUGCGCAGAUGAUAGUAAUAUUCAAUACACAGAGAUAAAUACAGAGCUUCGUGAUUAUGUUGUUGAAAUCACAAAAGAAGUCUUUAGGCAGCAUUGUGCGAAGCAUCUAGAGGUCAUCCCAAUGCGUUUACUUAGUGAUUGCCCCCAGUUUAGCAGGAAAACUGUAAAGCUUUUGACCAAUGGAGGAGAUAUGCUUGAACUAUGCUAUGAGCUACGACUGCCUUUUGUCAAUUGGAUAAGCGUAAAUCAGAAAUCCUCAUUCAAGCGAUAUGAAAUAUCUCAUGUCUACAGAAGAGCAAUUGGCCAUUCUCCACCAAAUCCGUGUCUUCAGGCGGACUUUGACAUUGUUGGAGGCACACCAUCCCUGACAGAGGCAGAAGUUCUCAAGGUGAUAGUAGACAUCACAACACACAUCUUUCAUCGCGGAUCUUGUGACAUUCAUUUGAAUCAUGGAGAUUUGCUGGAUGCGAUUUGGUCCUGGGCAGGAAUUAAGGCAGAGCAUAGACGAAAGGUUGCAGAGCUUCUUUCCAUGAUGGGAUCCUUGCGUCCUCAGUCAUCUGAGCGGAAGCUAAAAUGGGUUUUCAUAAGGCGUCAACUUCUUCAGGAGUUGAAGUUACCUGAAGCUGUUGUCAAUAGACUGCAGACUGUUGCUUCAAGGUUUUGCGGAGAUGCAGAUCAAGCACUUCCUCGUUUAAGAGGGGCUCUGCGUGCUGAUAGACCUACCCGCAAAGCACUCGAUGAGUUGUCAAACCUCUUAACCUACCUGAGAGUCUGGAGGAUAGAAGAGCAUGUUCAUAUUGAUGUUCUGAUGCCACCUACUGAAAGUUAUCACCGGAAUUUGUUUUUUCAGGUUUUCUUAACCAAAGAAAAUAGCUCUGGGACAUCGAAUGAUGGCGUUUUACUUGCUGUUGGUGGUCGUUAUGAUUUUUUGGUGCAGGAAAUGUGUGAUCGUGAAUAUAAAAUGAAUCUCCCUGGUGCUGUUGGCGUUAGUCUUGCACUGGAGACAAUAUUUCAGCAUCUUCCUAUGGAUCUAAGGCCUAUUAGAAAUGAAGUCAGCACCAGUGUACUUGUUUGUUCAAGAGGAGGUGGCGGUUUACUGGUCCAGCGUAUGGAACUAGUUGCGGAACUGUGGGAAAAAAGCAUAAAGGCUGAGUUUGUUCCAACACCUGAUCCAAGUCUGACAGAGCAGUACGAAUAUGCAAACGAACAUGAAAUCAAAUGUCUAGUGAUCAUCGCAGAGUCUGGAGUGGCUCAAAAUCAAAUAGAGUUUGUAAAGGUUAGGCACCUUGAACUGAAGAAGGAGAAAGUUGUAGGAAGAGAAGAACUUGUCAAAUUUCUGCUGGAUGCAAUGGCUGUUCAAUUUAGAAACCCCUCUGUUUGGAGCUAAAGAGAGUAAAUAAAGAGCCACUUUUUUU
Molecule: messenger RNA, 4077 nt
Organism: Arabidopsis arenosa
Lineage: Eukaryota; Viridiplantae; Streptophyta; Magnoliopsida; Brassicales; Brassicaceae
Source: the annotation of a GenBank genome assembly